GGCGCAUAUCUCUAUUUUCGCCACACUGGAAAUGCGCGCGUGGGAAGUAGGUCAAAAUUUGUGACAACUGGAAGUUGAACUGGAAAAUUAGUGGAAAAUAGACUGAAAAUCAGCUAGGGAAGAUUUUACGCAGGAAAAACAGGGAAUUUUCCCUGAAUUUCGUGGCUAAGGCCUGAGAAAAGUCCCUAAAGUCAUGAUAGUCACGAUGGAGUGGUUGUUUUGGUGCAAAAUUGUGUAGAUAUAGUGGGUGCGUGUGAGAGAAGACGAAAGACAGUCCGAAGUGAACCCGGAGGUGGUCAGAAAAAUUCUCUGCGCAGUCUUCACUACGACAUCCCGUCUCCAGUCUAUCGAUUGCCUCAGUUGGAACGUGACUGUCUUGGCAAGUGGGGAGGUUUUGUUUGUUUUUAAGCACGACACUAGAUCACUUGAAAAGAAAUUGAAACAGAAAUUAAUACCCCCGUAAUCAAGCGAUAAAUUUGACCGAUAAGACAAAUCACACAAGUGAUGGACAUGGUGUGCAGAGAUUAUUGAUGUCAGUUUGCAAAAGUCUCCCAUCCAAUUGCAAAUUAACCACGCAAAUCGAUUGUUUUUGUGCGAGAAAGUGCUGAGGAAAAAAAAAGAGAGAAAAGAGAAAAUAUGUCAGCUUUACAUUUGGGCCCAAGUCUCGAGGGUAGCUAUGUGCCCGUGGACACUUGCUCUGUGGCCAGGGAGAUACCUGAAGAUGAUGAGGAUGACUUCCAGGAUGCCUGUGAGUCCAUUCCACCCCAACCCACCACCACAGUGGACUUAGAAACAUCCCUACAAGAGGUUAACCUUGCCCUCAACUACUUCUUCAACAAUCGCUUCGAAGAGGCCAGGAACAUCUUGAAGCUCCGUGCCACUUCAAGCAUGUACCAUUCUGUGGGUACUUCUGUGUUUGCUGUCCUCGAAGCCGUCCUCACGUUUGAACCACAGCACAUCCUGGAAGCUGCAUCGUCACUGAAAGUGUGCCUAUCCGUGUGCAAUCGCCAUAGACGGAAAAUCACAAUUUCCGAGACAAUUGGGAAGACCUUCAAGCGUCCCAACUAUGAAUCCUACACGGCAUUGGAAGCACAUGCUGAGCUGUGUGCAGCUGAGGCACUUCUCAUGCGUGCCAUGAUCACGUUCAUCGAAGACGAGACAUUGACGAGUCUCAUUAAGGGUGGGAUGAAGAUUAGGGCUUGUUUUGGCAGCUACAAGGAAUGCAGUGUACUUCUGAAUCGUGUAAAGUGGCCUUCGAAGGAAACUCGAAUGCACUUCGAGAGUGGAGUGAGAAUUGGUGUAGGUGGCUUCAAUUUGAUGGUGUCUCUGUUGCCGGCUAGAGUCAUCAGGCUGCUGGAAUUUAUAGGGUUUAGUGGGAAUAAGGAAGUGGGAAUGAGAGAACUUAUGGCAGGAUAUCAACUUCAAGGACUGAGGCAAGUGCUUUGUGUGAUGACACUGCUAGGGUAUCAUCUGAUUGUGUGCUAUGUUCUGAGUCAUCGAGAGGGCGAUUUGGCGUUUUGUGAUGAAAUCCUUGAGCAGCAGCUGGAGAUCUAUCCAAAUGGUGUGUGGUUUCUGUUUUUCAAGGGACGCCUGGAAUUUAUGCGUGGUAAUCUCGAGGAAGCUACACAUUGGUACAAGAAAUCCUGGCGUUCCCAGACAGUUUGGCCACAAUUCCAUCAUGUUUGCUUCUGGGAAUUACUCUGGAUCAACUGCCUGCGUUUACAAUGGCGCGAAGCUUUGCUGUAUGCUGCUAAUCUUCUCGAUCACAGUCGAUGGUCACGUACGAUCUAUACAUACCAAAAGGCAGCGAUUCUUAUGCAAAUUCCCGAAGAGGAACUUACACCUGAUGAGAGACGUUCUAUAGAAUUCCUCAUGCGAGAUGCUCCACUGCAUAAGCAGAGAAUUGCCGGAAAGUCAAUUCCACUGGAGAAAUUUGUGGUGAAAAAAUGUGAGAGAUUUUUCUCUCAAGGACGCUUCCUGCUACUGGGAGCUAUUGAACUUAUGUACAUUUGGAACAUGUUUAAAAUCCUCGGAAGGCACUUUCACUUAGCUGAUGGGAUACUCAAACUUAUCGAUAGAGUUACUGCUGAUGAUAAAAUGCCUGUGACUCGAUUUGAUGCAGACAACAGAGCACUGGCUAAUCUCCUCAAGGGUGCUUGUCUCAAGCAAAUGAAGAGUCCACUGCAGGCACUCAAGCAUUUUGAGGCCGUUGUAGCAAUGCAUAAAGACAUCAAGGAGGACACCUAUUUGAUCCCUUAUGCAAUUGUUGAGAUUGGACUUAUUUAUGCUGAACAGGGUAAACGGGAAAAUGCUAUAAUGGCACUGGAGGAUGCAAAGAAAAAUUUUACGGGAUAUUCACUGGAGUCAAGACUUCACUUCCGAAUUCACUUGGCACUGACUGACUUGAGAAAUCAUCAAUCUCAGAAAGAUUCCUAAGAAGCUAGUCACCAAAAAAAAAGAAAUAAUUAUGUUACAAUGAAAGUCGAUCCACUGAAAAUUAGGACUAUAUUGAAGUAAUUGUGUUGAAGGAUUACUCUCUUUUUGCAUUAGAUGGAAUGGAUUAUUUUGUAUUGGUCAGUAUUUUUCUACUAAUUACUGAGUAUAAUAUUGUGUCUUUUUUUUCUAGAUAUUAGGUCCAAUUAGAGUUUAUUGUUGAGCAAUGUGAGAAAAAAUAAAAAGAAAAAGGCGGGAAA
Phlebotomus papatasi is the source of this 2693-nucleotide messenger RNA. RefSeq names its product tetratricopeptide repeat protein 39B-like. Lineage: Eukaryota; Metazoa; Arthropoda; Insecta; Diptera; Psychodidae. Bases 637 to 2436 code for a protein of 599 amino acids. Gene Ontology annotation, molecular function: protein binding. The transcript is spliced from 4 exons. The record is from RefSeq and is a predicted model, not a curated record.